GCAAGCUCUGUAACAAAAACAGCAGACUUGGGAGGGUUUGCUGUACAAACUACCAAGAACACGCACCAGACCGACCUUCACACAUAGGGAUUAAGGAUGGCAACUUUCGAAAUGAAGAGCAUUCUGAAGGUGUCGAAGCUGAAGUUGGAGAGCUCUACCCAGAGUCACUCCAUCGGGGCGGUGCGAUGGAACCUUCCUGAAGAAGACCUCCAGGCCCACAGCUCAGCCCCUACCAGCCCCUCCAAGAGCUGCGCCCCCUCCACAUGCCGCUUACGGCAACAUCGUCGUCAAAACGGCCUGAAGAACCUGCGCAGCCUGCAGGAGUGUGUCCGCUUCAUCAACCACUGGAAGGAGCAGGUGGCCCAAGUCUGUAAGAGUGGCAGUGAUGCAAGGGAAGGCACCAGUAAAGGAGAGACCUCUGAGGAACUGAAAGACCCAAGAACAGAACGCAGUCUGGAGGAGAGCAGGAAACUCAUUCUCCUGUGGGCCAAUGAGCUCACAAGUGUCGACAAGGAGUUGAUGAAAAGCCCCUGGGUGCAGGAGAGAAGUGAGAAGGUGGAGGAGGAGGAAGAAAACAGGGAUGGAGAGGAGGAUCCUAACGAGGAAGUGCAGCAGAGGAUCAUGGAAUGGGCCAAGGAGCUGCAGAGCGCCUCAGAGAGCUGUGGGGUGCAAAGCGAUGAGCUCGGCAAGGUUCUGCGUCUGCUGGGCCUGAGGAAGAAGAGACUGGUCAACCUCCUGCCCUUACUGGAGUUCAUUACCUGGUCACUGCUAAAGGAGGACUGCAAGGGUGUUAUUGCUCAUCUGUGGCUGUCAGCCAAGCAGCGCACCUGGAAGGCAGGCACUGCAAGAUACAUCCCUAACUCGGUGUGGAACUGGAUGGUCAGUGCAUCAGCUGACGUGACCCUUGACCCCAUGACCAACCACUCAUGGCUUCAGCUCUCCGACGACCACCGAAAGGUCCAGGAGGGCAUAUCCGAGUCCAACCUGCCCUUUAGUCCCCAGCGCUUUGACGCCUGGCCUGGCGUGUUGGGCUGGGAGGGAUACGCCUCUGGACGCCACUACUGGGAGGUCGAUAUAGCCAACAACGGCUACUGGCGGGUGGGCCUGACCACGGCGGGCGCCAAACGCCACGGCCGCUUCCCCAUGAGCCCCCAGAUGGGCUAUUGGACCCUGUGGCGCAGCACCCACCAAUUCUAUGCCUGCACCAAGCCUGAGACGCCUCUGCCCCUGGGUCUGGUGGCCCGCCGGAUGGGGAUCUAUCUAGACUAUGAGGAAGGACAGAUUUCCUUCUACAACGCGGAGACCAAGUCACACAUCUAUACAUUUACAGACACCUUCAAGGAGAAGCUGUACCCGGUGUUUUCCCCACUGGACGGGCGCACACUCAUCACCGUCAUCUCGCCGCAUAAGGUCUCUACGUUUUGAAGACAUCAGGUUCCUUUGGUUUGUAGGUUCUCCCCAAACAUCAGCUCUGUUAGCUUAUUUUCCUUUGACUUUCAAUCACUGUCUGAUUUGGACAUGGAAAACCAGGUGUGUGUGUGUGUGUGUGUGUGUGUGUGUGUGUGUGUGUGUGUGUGUGUGUGUGUGUGUGUGUGUGAUGAGCAGCUUGCUCCAGUGACAUUCUGUCCGAACUGCACCGUCUGCAGAAACUUACUUCAACAACUUUCUCCCUCAAGGGUUUUCUCCUAAAUUAUUACUUUCCCUCCUCUCUCUCUCUCGCUCUCUCUCACUCACUCUCUCUCAGUCAGCAUCAAACUAACUGCCCGGCCAAUCAAUAACAUGAAUUAAUCAAGGAAGUGCCAAGAAGAAGAGAAAACAAUAGGAGAAGCAGUUGACACUGACCAUCACAGACUUGGGUUGCGCAUGGGCCCCAUUCCCACAUCAAUCCCUAGCCUUGGCCUAGACAAUUCUGGACGGCCCCUUAUAGAUCUGAAAUAACUGAAUGGAUAGAAUCAAAAAGGAAGGAACUUCACACUCUAAUAAAAAGUGUCUGUUAACACGCACAUUUGACAAGUUAGAUUUAAACAUCAAAUGUUUGAACAGCCCCACAUUUUUAUAACCUUUUUGUAAAAUACUGUAUGUAUAUAAAUUGCAUUAUGACACUAAAGCAGCUAGCUAAAUGGAAGAUUGAAAAUGUACAAUGAGGAGAACUAGUUAUUUUAAAUCCAGUGGUGUGAAGUACUUAAGUAAAUAUACUUUAAAGUACUACUUAAGUUGUUUUUGGGGUAUCUGUACUUUACUUUGCUAUUUAUUUUUUUGACAUUUACUUUUACUUCACUACGUUCAUAAAUAAAAUACUAUACUUUUUA
This is a messenger RNA of Oncorhynchus nerka (sockeye salmon), 2309 nucleotides long. RefSeq names its product nuclear factor 7, brain-like. Gene Ontology annotation, biological process: protein ubiquitination. Gene Ontology annotation, molecular function: ubiquitin protein ligase activity; protein binding. The record is from RefSeq and is a predicted model, not a curated record. Gene Ontology annotation, cellular component: cytoplasm. The transcript is spliced from 8 exons. Bases 97 to 1425 code for a protein of 442 amino acids. Lineage: Eukaryota; Metazoa; Chordata; Actinopteri; Salmoniformes; Salmonidae.